Molecule: messenger RNA, 1647 nt
Organism: Verticillium nonalfalfae
Lineage: Eukaryota; Fungi; Ascomycota; Sordariomycetes; Glomerellales; Plectosphaerellaceae
Gene: VPS62
Product: Vacuolar protein sorting-associated protein 62
Exons: 1
Coding region: 1-1647 (548 amino acids)
Source: RefSeq, a predicted model, not a curated record
AUGUACCACGUACGCCGUCUCUCCAUUUUCGUUGCCUGCUUCCUCUGCCUGUCCUUCAUCGCCGGCACCCUUCCUCGCUACUUGAACCCGGCGCAAACCGACAAGGAGAAAGCCGCUGAGGACAAGCUAUGGGUCAGCAGCAGCCGCUACUGGCUCGACCGCCAGGCCUGUCGCUGGCUCAGUCUAUGCGGCAUCCAUCACCUGACCUGGGACCCCGCCGCCCUGCUGCCUUGGAACAACAACAGCACCGACGACGGCGAGCUGUUCGCCGAGCGCCUAGAGCUGCGCUCCCUCGGAGACGACAAUGAGAGGCACGCCGGUUGGGAGGUUGCGGGCCGCACAGCAAGAGGACAGCGAGCCGACCGUGGCAACGUUCUCCAACAGACACCCGACUACGUCCUCAAGUAUGCGCCGCUCGUUCACCUCUACUCUAAGGAGAACUUCUGGCCCUCGGAUAUCGCCGAGCACGUUCAGCACAUGAUUCCCUAUCUCGAAACCGAAGCACUCAACAGGACUGCCCUGUUGGAUGACCUGCACGAACUCAACGGCAUGGAUGGACAGGUCUUCUUGACCGCCGACGUUGACGUUGAAUCGAGACCCGAGUGGCUCCACAGCCACUCUUCUAUUCCUCACACCUGGAGAGAGGAUAACGAGGAGCCCCAUCACGACUACGUCGACGACGGUGCCCCCUCGAACCAGCCCGGUGGUCAGCAUCACCCCAACCAGGACACGACUUGGUACGACGUCUCGCGCGGCCAUCCCGUCAACCGCAUCUCCGACCCUCGCCGCCUUGGACAGCAGUUCUCGCCCAAGGGCCGCAAGCCCGUACUGGAUCGCAAGACUGGCUUCGUCCGCCGCGAUCAGCAACCCAUGCCCGCUGACCCCACGCCCAUCAACAAGCCUCACGCUGACGGCUACUCCAAAGCGCCAGCCGUCUUGAUCCUCGUCGACAAGGGUGACGGUAUCGUCGACGCUUUCUGGUUCUUCUUCUACUCGUACAACCUCGGACAGACCGUCGCUAACAUUCGCUUCGGCAAUCACGUUGGUGACUGGGAGCACUGCAUGAUGCGCUUCGAGCACGGCAUCCCGCGUGGCAUCUUCUUCUCCGAGCACGAGGGCGGCCAGGCGUACACCUACAACGCCGUCGAGAAGCGGGGCGACAGACCUGUCCUGUACUCCGCUGUAGGCAGCCACGCCAUGUAUGCUCAGCCCGGCUUCCACCCCUACAUCCUCCCCUUCAAGCUGCUCAAGGAUGUCACCGACCGCGGCCCGCUAUGGGAUCCCGCCAAGAAUACGUACUCGUAUUGGUACGACUAUGAGCGCGAUGUCGAUGAUGGUCUCGAUGUCGAUGCCGACGUGGACGGCGAGGUUGAAUAUCUGCUCUCCCGUAAGGAUGCCGACGCUUCUUCGUUGACGCCCACCGCCGAGAACCCAGAAGCCCCGACCAGCUGGUUCCACUACGCAGGCCCAUGGGGAGACCAGGUCUACUCUCUCGCCGACUUGCGCCAGUGGCGCCUCUUCAGCCAGUAUCACUAUGUGACCGGGCCACUGGGUCCCAAAUUCAAGCGUCUUGGCCGCGAGAAGCUCUGCAUCACAAACCGCUGCCGCAUCCUCGACAGACUGAAGCCGGGCCAGACCUGGUACUAG